AUGGGUAUUGAAGCAGGCGGCGGUACUAAAGACCUAGACGCGCGACUUGGCAUAGGUGGUCAUAGCGCCUCGCUUAGAUUAGUCGCGCACCCUUCCGUCGAAAUGCCUACGUCCGGCGAACUUCUACUCAUCGACCUCACCAACCAGUCCAAGCAUCCCCGAGUCUUUUCGCAAACCGUCAAGAUGCUCAUCCCCAAGGCCGACCGCAAGGCGAUCCACGAGUACCUCUUCCGAGAGGGCGUACUGGUCGCAAAGAAGGACUUCAACCUCCCCAAGCACGGAGAGAUUGACACCAAGAACCUUUUCGUCAUCAAAGCUUGCCAGUCUUUGACCUCCCGCGGCUACCUCAAGACCCGCUUCUCAUGGCAAUACUACUACUACACCCUCACCCCUGAGGGUCUCGACUACCUCCGUGAAUGGCUCCACCUCCCCGCCGAGAUCGUUCCCCAGACCCACAUCAAGCAGCAACGCUCUGCUCCUCCCCGAGGCAUGCUCGGCGGUGACGACCGUGAGCGCCGUGGCGGAGGCCGUGGUGGCCGUGGCGGUGACCGUGGCGAGUACCGCCGCCGUGACCAGGGCGAGAAGGGUGAGGGCGGUGCUCCCGGUGAGUUCAAGCCCGAGUUCCGCGGUGGAUUCGGACGUGGCCGUGGUGCUGCUCCUGCUUCUUAA
Messenger RNA from Bipolaris oryzae ATCC 44560, 669 nucleotides. RefSeq lists its product as uncharacterized. The coding region runs from base 1 to 669 and encodes 222 amino acids. Gene Ontology annotation, cellular component: cytosolic small ribosomal subunit. The transcript is spliced from 5 exons. Gene Ontology annotation, molecular function: RNA binding; structural constituent of ribosome. NCBI's taxonomy places the organism in Eukaryota, Fungi, Ascomycota, Dothideomycetes, Pleosporales, Pleosporaceae. The record is from RefSeq and is a predicted model, not a curated record.